Molecule: messenger RNA, 1439 nt
Organism: Papilio xuthus (Asian swallowtail)
Lineage: Eukaryota; Metazoa; Arthropoda; Insecta; Lepidoptera; Papilionidae
Product: trypsin
Exons: 9
Coding region: 3-1157 (384 amino acids)
Biological process (GO): proteolysis
Molecular function (GO): serine-type endopeptidase activity
Source: RefSeq, a predicted model, not a curated record
AAAUGUUGAUGACAUUUGUUAUUUCAGUACUAAAUAUAUUACAGAAAUGUCAUUCACAUGAUGAAUCAACUAAUUACGUUUCGGAAACAUCUGAUGAUAUGGAAGAAGAGCCUUUUCGUAGAAAUAUGUAUAAAAAAUCUGAGAAAUACAACAGUUUAUCUAUAGACUUAUCACCCUCGAAACCUAUUACGUAUAACACAGAGGUCACAAUAGGAGCGACGGAGCCAACGGUGGUUAACAAAAAUUACGAAAACGAAAAACCCAUUGACCAGUCGCUGAAUGCUGUCAACCAAGAUCUUCAUAAGGAUCUAGGAAUUAUAACUGAAGUUAAUACACCAUUUAGAGAAGAGAUAACAACUAAAGCAACAACUCUCGGCAACCGUCAAAUGCGUAGGAUUUACAAUCCUGAUGAAACGGCUUUAAUAGAGGACUAUCCGUUCAUGGCUGUCUUGUUGAUGAACGGAAAGCUAUGGUGUGGUGGUGCUAUUAUAGAGGAAGAUACGGUUAUGACCGCAGCGCAUUGUAUGCAAUUGCAGUACAACAACCGAUUCUUCCGUGAAUACGUCAAAAUGCUGACUGUCCGCGUCGGCUCGAACAACGCGACCGCCGGCGGCCGUGUCUACCGCGUCACUGAUAUCUUCUUCCAUCCAAACUACAAGCCAAAUACCUUAGAAUUCAAUGUAGCUGUCGUCAAACUACAUAAGAAUAUAACAAUUAAAAGCGAUAGAAACGUGGACGUUAUUGGACAUUCACGAGAAAAACUGAUCCCUACAGAUACAGAGGUUACAUUUCUAGGAUGGGGAUCUGUUUGGGGUCAUGGCAGCAUUGAAGAACAAGUAUUACUCCAGAAGGUAGUUCUACCAGUCUACGAUUUAUCGGACUGUCAAGAAGUUUAUGGAAAAGAUUUAGUUACACGAACUAACUUUUGUGCCGGAUACAUAACUGUGCGAAAGAAUGUUUGCAAUCAUGACGCGGGAGGUCCAGCUAUAAUGGAUGGUGUCUUAGUAGGUAUACUGUCGUUCUCCGCCAAGAGAUGUGAUAAGCCAGACAAACCCGCGGUAUUUACUUCUGUUGGAGCGGUGUCCGAUUGGUUGACUAAUGUUGACGCUAGGAAAAAAACAAGAUAUUUAGAAUCAAAAUAUCCAGAGAAAAUUUAACUGAAAACAGCAAUGAAACAAUAAUAUGUUACAUCAAUAAUAUAUUUCUUCUAAUAAAGUACACCAACUUUCUACUCGAUAAAGUUGAAGAUAAAAAAAAACUUUCAAAAUCUUCAUAGUUAAACAUUCAUUUAUUUCUAUUAAACAUACAACAUGGAAUAAUAUAAGUUAAAAUAUGCGUUCAUAGCGGACCGAUGUUGACGUUUUUUCUCAUUGGAAUGAUAUCGAGCUGAUUUCAGAGUAAACAUUAUUAAUAUUUAGUAAUAAUUAAUUUAAUAAGGG